UCUCUCUGCUUCUUCUCCUUCUUUUGUUCUUGUUCAUUUCAUCAUCAACAAACGUGUCAAUGGCGCGCAUGGGAACAACGUGAUUUAUAGACACACCUUGCGUCAAAGUUGUUAUCUUUCUUUUGUUGGGUGUUGCCUUUCAAUUUUUUCAAACGGUGCAAGCAAACAGACACAGUUUUUUCGCCACAUUUUAAGAGUUUGCAGCGAAGAAGGGAAAUGAAGGAAGGUGAGAAGAGCUUGGAUCCGCAGCUAUGGCAUGCGUGUGCAGGUUCCAUGGUUCAGAUGCCUCAAGUGAACUCGAAAGUGUUCUACUUUCCACAAGGGCAUGCAGAACACGCUCAAACCGCCAUUGAUCUCUCAACUCCUUCUUUGAGGGUUCCACCACUCAUCCCUUGCAGGGUUGCAACAGUGAGAUUCAUGGCUGACCCUGAAACAGAUGAAGUUUUCGCAAAGAUAAAGCUUGUUCCACUGAAAAGUUCAGAGCUUGAUCAAAACGACAACACCUUGGAGGGUGAAGUUGUUGUGGAGAAUCAAGAAAAGCCUGCAUCUUUUGCAAAGACUUUGACCCAAUCUGAUGCUAACAAUGGUGGGGGUUUCUCAGUCCCUCGUUACUGUGCAGAAACCAUCUUCCCCCGGCUCGAUUACUCGGCGGAGCCGCCGGUUCAGACGGUGGUGGCAAAGGAUGUUCAUGGUGAGCUAUGGAAGUUUAGGCAUAUAUAUAGAGGUACACCAAGGAGGCACUUGCUUACAACUGGUUGGAGCACUUUUGUUAAUCAGAAAAAGCUUGUAGCUGGUGAUUCUGUGGUGUUUCUGAGGGCUGAAAAUGGUGAUCUUUGUGUUGGGAUUAGGAGGGCAAAAAGGGGAAUUGGAAUUGGAAUUGGUGGUGGUUGUGAGGGUUCAUCUUUGUGGAGUUCAGCUUCUUCUGGUAAUGGUAAUAGUAAUGGAGGGCCUUAUGGAGCAUUAUCAAUGUUCUUGAGAGAGGAGAACAACAAGCUUUUAAGGAAUAGUAACGGAAGGUGUUCUUAUUCUUCUUCUUCAAGGGUGAGAGCUGAAGAUGUUGUGGAAGCUGUGUCAAUGGCUGCAAGGAACCAAGCAUUUGAGGUUGUGUAUUCUCCAAGGGCAAGCACUCCUGAGUUCUGCAUUAAGGCUUCUUCUGUGACUGAUGCAAUGAGGAUCCAAUGGUGUUCUGGCAUGAGGUUCAAGAUGCCCUUUGAGACUGAGGAUUCUUCUAGGAUCAGCUGGUUCAUGGGGACUGUUGCUUCCGUUCAGGUUGCUGAUCCUAUCCGCUGGCCGAAUUCGCCUUGGCGAAUUCUUCAGGUUACUUGGGAUGAGCCUGAUUUGCUACAAAAUGUGAAGAGAGUUAGUCCAUGGUUGGUUGAAUUGGUAUCAAACAUGCCAAUCAUCAAUAUCUCGCCAUUCUCGCCACCAAGGAAGAAGUUGAGGUUUCCUCAGCACCCAGACUUCCCUCAGGACAUUCAGUUCACAUCAUUACCAACGUUUCCGGGCAAUUAUAUCGGGCCGAAUAGCCCCAUGUAUUGUUUAUCUGAAAACGCUCCCGCAAGCAUACAGGGAACCAGGCAUGCUCAAAUUGGAAUAUCUCUUUCAGAUUUCCACCUCAGCAAUAAACUGCAGUUGGGGCUGCUUCCAACUAGUAUCCAUCGGCUCGAUGUUCAUAAUCGCGACAUGACCAACCAUGAUAAGAGCAAAGAGAGCUUAUCAUGCUUGCUCACCAUGGGAAAAUCCAACAAGAGUCUGGAGAGUUCUGAUAACAAUGUUAAGACACACCAGUUUUUGCUUUUUGGUCAGCCUAUUCUCACUGAGCAACAAAUCUCUCGAACCGGAAAAGACUCGCCGGACGAGACUAAGAUCAAAGAGAAGUGCUUCUUAGGUGAAGCUAAAUUUGCAGUUUCACAGCACAUUCCACCAGGAAAAGCUUCUAAUGCUGCCGAGUUUUCGUGGCAAAUCGGCUUGGAAACUAGCCAUUGCAAGGUUUUCUUGGAAUCAGAAGAUGUAGGAAGAACCUUAGACCUAUCAAGCCUUGGUUCAUAUGAAGAACUCUAUAGAAAACUGGCCAACAUGUUUGAUAUGGAACGAUCUGAGAUCUUCAACCAUGUUCUUUACCGCGACGAAACAAGUGCUGUUAAGAAAAUUGGAGAAGAACCCUUCAGUGAAUUCAUGAAGACAGCAAAAAGAUUGACAAUUCUUAUGGAUUCAAGCAGCAAAAAUAUUACAAGGGCAUGGAUUACAGGGAGUCGCAGUGGUGAACAUGGAAUUGAUGCAUCAAACAAAACUGGUCCUCUUAGCAUAUUUGUUUAAAAAAUUAAUAUGACUUAAGAUAUAUUUGUAUUUUUGAGAAGUUAAUUAUUAUAAGGACAUAUAGUCACUUGAAUUUGAAAAAGAACUAAAUAUCUUUUUCUUAUAUAUAUAAAUUUAAAGUUGGUAUGUUGUUCUAUCAAGUGUACAAAUAAUAAUGAUGCAACUAUGCAAGCAUCAUGGUCAAUGAUUAUUACUAUUGUAACUACAUGGUUAUGGUUAUAUAUUAACCAAAUAUUUGGACCC
Molecule: messenger RNA, 2559 nt
Organism: Arachis duranensis
Lineage: Eukaryota; Viridiplantae; Streptophyta; Magnoliopsida; Fabales; Fabaceae
Product: auxin response factor 10-like
Exons: 5
Coding region: 217-2316 (699 amino acids)
Biological process (GO): regulation of DNA-templated transcription; response to hormone
Cellular component (GO): nucleus
Molecular function (GO): protein binding; DNA binding
Source: RefSeq, a predicted model, not a curated record